CACUAGACGUAUGACGUCCGUACAUAAGUUGGUAGGAGGUAAUCAAAAUCAAUUCAAUUUCGUUCCUCGAAUUUCAGUUUUCCACCAUGUAUUCUUAAAAUAAACUAUGCGGAAAAAUAGACUGAUCCAAUUGUUUAUAAAUUAACAUACAUAAAAAUGGACAGCAACAGUGAUUAUGAGGAGAACGAGAUACCUAUAUGGCAGGAGCCGAGACGGGAGCCCCUGGGCGCUCCGAAGGAGACUUUGUGUGAAGAAACCCCACCUGAACAAGCUACAGGAGAUAGGUUGCACGCAUUGGAGGAGGAACAGGAAAUAUUAUCAUCUUCAGUGUUUUCUUUGACGUCACAUUUAGCGCAAGUAGAGUUUAGACUACGACAAAUAUUAAAGGCCCCUGCUGAAGAAAAGGAUCUUAUGUUAAAAGCUUUGGAAGAGUUUACGUCAAGAGGGGUGACUGACACGCGGGCGGCGCCACAGGGCAGCUCGGGUGACACGAGUUGUAGUGAAUGUUUAGAGUUGGAAAGGAAAAUGCGAAGACAACGCGCUAAACAGGCGCAUUUUAUCGAAAGAUUGAAAGCCCAGUUGAAAGAGUUAGAAAGGUUUGUAGCCAACCCUAGUUCCAAAAGUGAUAGUAGACACAGAGUAUUAAUAGAGCAUUUAAGAAGUGAAAUAGACCAAAGCCUGGAUGAAGGAUGCCAUCAACCGUUAAGUGCUGAUGAACUGAGACAUCAAAUUAAUUGUGCUGUCCGUCAGUACGCGGACCGGCAGCUGUCCAAAGAUGAAAUAAUUAGUAAACUACAGAUUCAUGUUGAGGACAUGCAAAAAUUCAUUAGUUUAAUGAAAUCCGAGGAACUAAGAGACAACGGCAAGACAAAAACGGAACCUAAGAAGGUUAAUUCUCAAAAUUUCGAGAAAAAUUUCCACAAAAACAAAGUGAAUGAUGAUCUUAAAACGGAAACCAUCAACUUGAUGAGGAAGGCUUCUACGUUAAUACAAAUUUUUACUGUAUCACAGUUUGGUUGUUCACCAAAUUCAAGUAAAAGCUUUGAUAGGAAAUCCUCCACUAUUGUCACCCAUUGGGGCAAUCUGCGUGCUAAACUUGAAAUGUCAAUAGAUGCUGUGCUCCACUUGGUGUCACGAGACAGAUCGUCCCAUUCAAUUAUUGAUAGUUAUGAUAGUGAAUCAGAAGAGGGCGGAAUCACCAUCAACGAUGCACCACUAACGACUGCUGUACGACGUCACUUAGCUGUUAAUUUGAGGGACUUACUCCACCAUGGAUUGGUGGGGCCAGAGUCAUCAUCUCUAGUCCCUAUAAUUGGCUGCUUUCCUGUCAGAAGGUCUUCAGCGUCUCAGGCACCUCAUAUUUGGGAACUUAUUUUACGGUACUAUGAAUUGAACGAUGGGGACAGGUUUAAUUCUACUCCAGCUAGGAAAUUAAGUCAAAGCUUUAACUUAGAUAUAGUCGGGGGGACGGCUAUCACUAAUAAACAGAGUUUGUUGAGCACCAUUGGCAGCAUUAUAGCAACGCACACUCCAUACAAAAGGAGUUACGAUGCUCACUUCAAAGCUUUAGUUUGUGCUGCCUUGAACUGCCACAAAUUGGUUUUAUGGCUAAAUAUCAUACUUAAAAAUCGCUCUUUAAUAGAUUCUUAUUAUUCUUCGACUAGUUAUAUUGUAAAUACAGGUUUUCAGGAUACACUGCAGAGCCUCGAUCGGUUGACCCCGCAUAAUUUUGAUCUGCCUGUAGAUCUUGCUGUGAAGCAGUUCCAAAAUAUUAAGGAUGUAUUUAUGUAACUUAUCAUUUAAGUAUACACUUUUAUACAUAAUCAAAUGUUAAGAUGCCUUCCAUGAUCAAUUGGUCAUGCUUCACUUGAUAUAAUUACUAGCCUAAUAUUCUAGUCCUUAGGUAAUAGUAUAUAUAUAUAUAUAUAUAUAUAUAUAUAUAUAUAUAUAUAUAUAUAUAUAUAUAUAUAUAUAUAUAUAUAUAUAUAUAUAAAUAUAUAUAUAUAUAUAAAUAUAUAUAUAUAUAAAUAUAUAUAUAUAUAUAGUAUUUAUCUUAAUAAUCUUAUUCCGGCUAUAGCAAUUAAUGCUCAAAAUAUUGAUGAUUUAGAAUUCAGUUUUCUUAAUCAUUCCAAUUCUUAAUUAAUUUGCUGUGAUGAUUUGUAACACCUACUGUUUUUUUUUAUUCACAGGAGGAACUACAUGUGUGUACUGUCUAAUAUAAAAACAUUAUAAAUUAGUAGUGAAAUAAAAAUUUAAAUAGGACUUCAAUGAGACUUUGUACAAAAGUCGAUUGCUUGGUUACCUCUGUCCCAUUCGUGUUUCAACCGUAAAGCAGUUGUGUUUGCACGGCUGUGUUUUAGUUUGAAAAGUGGGAUAUGACGUGAAUUUACUGGGUACAGAGGAAUAACACCCCAGUCCUCAGGAAUGACAACGCAUGGGGGGUAUCAUGGGCGAAACAGUAUACUCUGUUAUGUCCAUGGUACUGCUCAUGUCUAUAGGCGACGGUUACCACUUUCCAUCAGGUGGGCCUUCAGCUUGUUUGCUAUUCUAAGUUGAAUAAAAAAAAUGAAAAUAGACACCAAGUAAAAUAUUGUCUACUGUUAAGAUUUUUAUGCUUUUUUUUUUUACAAAUUUCACAUAUAACCAAUAGAUAAUUGUGACAAAAUAAUUGUACUCAAAACAUGAGAAUUAUAAUUAAUAUAAUUCUCAUUCUCUUAAAAUUGAAUUCUACGAUUGAGCACAUAAAAAGAGCUUAACUUGAAUGUAAUCUUCUAUGAUUCUAAACUUUCUAAACUAUAUAUACUUUUUUUAUUCUUGAUUAUAGUACGUUCCAAAUUCAUUCCACUUGGGUAGUUUUGAUUUAGUGUAGUCAUAAAUAUUAUAAUGGCAUGGUGUGAUAAAUAAAUUACUUAUCAAAUUGAAAAUAUACCAAAGAUUUUACCAAACGUAUUUGUAUUGUGCAAAUCAUGUAAAACAAUUAUUAUAGAUAAAAUAUAAUGUAGAUGAAGCAUC
Galleria mellonella (greater wax moth) is the source of this 3012-nucleotide messenger RNA. RefSeq names its product RUN domain-containing protein 1. NCBI's taxonomy places the organism in Eukaryota, Metazoa, Arthropoda, Insecta, Lepidoptera, Pyralidae. The transcript has a single exon. The record is from RefSeq and is a predicted model, not a curated record. Bases 157 to 1791 code for a protein of 544 amino acids.